Molecule: messenger RNA, 525 nt
Organism: Anisakis simplex (herring worm)
Lineage: Eukaryota; Metazoa; Nematoda; Chromadorea; Rhabditida; Anisakidae
Source: the annotation of a GenBank genome assembly
GCAAAAACAACUCAAGGUGGGACUGUUAUAACGCGAGAGGCUGACCUGGUCACUGCACACGAGUUUGGUCACAACUGGGGAGCAGUGCACGACGAUUUUUCGAGUGAAUGUUCACCGUCGUACAGUCAAGGUGGUAGUUUCAUUAUGCACACGUUCGCGGUAUCUGGUUACGAUGCGAAUAAUAAUUUUAUGGCUUUGGAUAUUUGUUGUACGUCGAAUUGUCGUUUCCGUGCGGAUGCGCAGUGCUCACCUAAGAACGUUCCGUGUUGUUCGAACGAGUGUCACUUCCUUCCAGCCACACACCUCUGCCUACAUGAAAACCCAAUGCAGUGUAAACACUCUUCAUACUGCACUGGGAAAUCGGGUGAAUGCCCGCAACCGCAGCCGAUCGAGGACGGUCGAGAGUGUGUCGAGGAGGGCGAGUGUCUCAACGGCCGAUGCCUGACCUUCUGCGAACGUCCAUCGAUCAACAAGAAACCGUGUAUUUGUCGAAAAGGUACGCAUCACUUCUCAUUCCUUUCUUAA